Molecule: messenger RNA, 1743 nt
Organism: Acanthopagrus latus (yellowfin seabream)
Lineage: Eukaryota; Metazoa; Chordata; Actinopteri; Spariformes; Sparidae
Exons: 8
Coding region: 118-1611 (497 amino acids)
Molecular function (GO): signaling receptor activity
Source: RefSeq, a predicted model, not a curated record
UCUGUUUUCUCACUCCGAGUCUUAUUGGUGGGGUCGGGUUUAUGACCAAGUCAGUGACAUAUUAAUGCACGGCCCUUUGUUUUCACGUUGCUCAGUGUUCAUCACCGCCGUCUCAGGAUGUUCAAGUUAGUGCUGCUGCUCCUGUCGCUGUCAGCCUUUGCAGGCCUCCAGGCUCGGCCACUUGCAGUCCCAAGAAGAUUGCAGAGGACAUAUUCAACUUACCAGCUCCCUCAUGGCUUUCGACAGGGCACCGAACACUACGACAUCCGUCGGACUGUUCCCGCCGGCUUCAGACAAGGUACUGAGCCUUCCAGGAGAAUAAUUGUUGACCUCAACACCGGCCGGAUGCAAGAACACAUCAGUGAGAUGGAAAGGAGAGUGGAUUUCGCCCGUACUACUCUGGGAAAUAGAGAGAUGGAGAGAAGACACUGGCUGACUGACGAGGUUGCUGUUGAUGUUCCAGCUGAGAAAAGUGGUGCUGGUUGGGUCCGGGUGGAGGAACUCUCUGCUCCUCGUCUUCCUGAGGGUUUCAGACAGGGAACCGAACCAGUUAUGUCUGCCUCAGAUGUGUUGUCUAGACAGGAAACUGAACCCAUCCACAUGGUCCCAGAUGGCUUUAGGCAGGAAACUGAACCCAUCCACAUGGUCCCAGAUGGCUUUAGGCAGGAAACUGAACCCAUCCACAUGGUCCCAGAUGGCUUUAGGCAGGAAACUGAACCCAUCCACAUGGUCCCAGACGGUUUUAGGCAGGGAACCGAACCAUCCUCUCGUAUCGCAGAGGGCUUUAGGCAGGGAACUGAACCCAUCCACAUGGUCCCAGACGGUUUUAGGCAGGGAACCGAACCAUCCUUUCGUAUCCCAGAGGGCUUUAGGCAGGGAACCGAACCAGUCUCUCGUAUCCCAGAGGGCUUCAGGCAGGGAACCGAACCAGCCUCUCGUAUCCCAGAGGGCUUCAGGCAGGGAACCGAACCAUCUGCCCGUAUCCCAGAGGGCUUCAGGCAGGGAACCGAACCAUCUGCCCGUAUCCCAGAGGGCUUCAGGCAGGGAACCGAACCAGCCUCUCGUAUCCCAGAGGGCUUCAGGCAGGGAACAGAACCAGCCUCUCGUAUCCCAGAGGGCUUCAGGCAGGGAACAGAACCAUCUGCCCGUAUCCCAGAGGGCUUUAGGCAGGGAACAGAACCAUCCAACAAUGGCCGCCGAACACAGACAGUGGCAUGUAAGGGGGAGGUCAUCAAUGGAAACUGCUAUGAGUUCAACCCGAGUCCACUGGCCUUCCAAGAGGCACAGGCCUUAUGCAGAGCUCUCGCCCCAAAUGCUGAGCUUGCUUCUGUAACCAGUGGUGAUCUGCAUUCCCGCCUGGUCUCCCUGGUGACUAAGGGGGGCAAGAACCACCCUGUGUUGACCUGGCUGGGAGGCACAGUCAAGAACCAGCAGGGAUCAUGGGUGGAUGGGUCAGAGUGGAGUUACAGUGACUGGAUGCCAGGUCACCCCAACAUUCACACAGAUAAGCCUGUCUGCGUAGAGAUGUUCAAGAUAGAUGAGAGCUGGUGGACGGCCAACGAUUGUGAGCUAAAGAGGGCGUCUAUCUGCUCGUACCCCAUCACUGCAUGAAAACCACAAAGACAUACAACAUCUUGAUUUGUCUUCCCCCGAACACACUUAACAAUCUCUCUCACAGACAUUGUUUUCCAUUGGUUUGGGCUACCAUCAUGCAUGUAUCCUUGAAUAAAACCUGGCAUGUUA